CCCCAUUAGCCCCGACUUACAGUAGUUCUCCGAGGCUUGUUUAUACAGUAGCGGCAUCACGUGUCGCAUAGUAGUGCCUCGUCACGUCCGGGUCCGACCACAUCGAACAACGCGUUCGUACGAGAGUGGUAACAUAAAUACAACACCACAAGUCCCAAGACACCUCAAACAUCCCAAGGAGGAAUUCAUCAUAUAUACGGACCCAACAUUCUACUCCAAACAACGAUACCCACAAAGACAAGAUGGAUAAAUCGACACCCAACUACGCACUCCACUCCAUCCUCGCCGCCUACGGUCUGGCCCUCGCUCCCACUUUCUACGCAACCCUCAGGAUGAUGGCUGCUACUGGCGGGAAAUGGUCUUUCAGCAUGCCAAGAACAAAUAUGGAGGCGCUGAAAGGGAAAGUCCCAUCUAGUGUUUGGAACUCAUCUUAUAGAGCACAAUGCGCACAUGUUAAUGCCAUGGAGGGGUUUCCGCUUUUUGCUGCUGCUAUGAUUGCUGGAACCGUAGCUGGUAUCCCCAGCGAAGACCUCAACCGUAGCGCGGUACAAUACUUGGGUCUGAGAGUCCUUUAUACAGGUCUUUAUAUUGGUAUCGAGAACAAUAUUUUGGCAUUUGCGAGGUCGGGAGCCUGGGCUUUGGGAUUGGCUGUUCCGGUGUUGACACUUUGGAGGGCUGGGGAGAGGGUUGCUGGAGGCAUGUGAGGGAACAGUGGACGCUCGAAAAACGAGGGAGGGACAGGAAUUGAGGAAACAGGUGGUGGAGAUCCUUCCCACACCUAACGAGUUUUGGAAAGUUUAAAUUAUAUUAUAGCAACGAGAGUGACGACUUCUAGCUAAACUUUUGCGGCAGCAGCGCUUCUUGCUUCGCCCAAGUCAACAUAGUCCU
Messenger RNA from Cadophora gregata, 888 nucleotides. RefSeq lists its product as uncharacterized. Gene Ontology annotation, cellular component: membrane. The transcript is spliced from 3 exons. The record is from RefSeq and is a predicted model, not a curated record. Lineage: Eukaryota; Fungi; Ascomycota; Leotiomycetes; Helotiales; Ploettnerulaceae. Bases 243 to 704 code for a protein of 153 amino acids.